AUGACAGAGAAACUUGUUGGUGGUCUUGAUGGUUCGAUGAGUCAGCGAGAUGCUAGUUUAGAGUCCAUAGCUACAAUUCUUAAAAAUAAUCCAGGUGCUGUCUCGAAGUUUGUGGAGCUUCAAAAUGGAAGAGCGCUGCGUUCUGUUGCAGCCCUUGGUGCUAUUAGCAACAUAGUAGUGGACUUUACACCAAAUAAGUCAACAAUCAUACAAUGUGGAGGCAUUAAAGAGCUUGUCCAUUUGACAAAGUCUAUAGAUUCAUCUUUAAGGUUGAAUGUUGUGUGGUCCUUGCGGAACAUGAUAUUUCUUGCGGAUAAGAUGUGCAAGGAAGCAAUUUUUAUGGAGUUGACUGCUUCUUCAGUAGCUACCCUUAUCUGUGAUCCUGAGCCUUCUGUUCAAGAGCAAGCUUUGGCCCUUGUUCGCAAUUUUGUUGAUGGAUGUAUGGAUUGUGUGGAAUUUGCUUUUGCUGAAAAUGGUAUCAUACUGGAUGCUGUUGGAAGGCAAUUGAAAAAAUCCCCAAGAAUUGAAAUCAUUAUACAGGGGAUGUACGCAGUCAGCAAUAUUGCAAGUGGAAACGAGUUUCAUAAAGAAGCCAUAAUGCAGAUGAUCUUUCCACAAGCAGAAAGUGGACCUCAGUCAUUCUUGAGUCAGUAUUUGCAGAGUAAUGACAGCCGUCUACGCACAUCUGCUGCUUGGAUCAUAGUAAAUCUCACUGCUCCUGCAAGCCCCGGUGCAUUUGGCCGGAUUGCAAAACUGCGCAAUUUUGGCCUUGUUGCUCAAAUCAAGAGGAUGGCCAGUGACCCUUGCAUGGAUGUUAAGCUUCGAGCACGAGUUGCACUUGGGCAGAUUAUUUCUUUUGGUGAUAGUUAA
Vicia faba (fava bean) is the source of this 870-nucleotide messenger RNA. The record is from the annotation of a GenBank genome assembly. NCBI's taxonomy places the organism in Eukaryota, Viridiplantae, Streptophyta, Magnoliopsida, Fabales, Fabaceae.